AUGAUACGAGACUUGUUCGCCCCUUCGGGCCUCCUGCCGCUACUGCUGUCGUCCCCGGCCGCGGCCACCCUGCUCUAUGCGUCGUCAUACAGCGGCGCCAUCACCACGCUCAAUUUCACCCUGUGCGCCAACCACGCCACGCAGUCUACCCUGCUGCCCAUUUCGUCGUCCGACGGCUGCGCUCCCAGCCCGUCCUGGCUGACCCUCGACCCAGUCAACUCCCGGCUCUACUGCACGGAUGAGGGGCUGACCACCAAUGUUGGCACCGUCUCGUCCUUCGUCACCGGCCCCAACGGUGUGCUCCAGCAGUUGGCCAAGACGGAAACCAUCAGCGGUCCCGUCAGCGCCGUUGUCUAUGGCGACAGAGGCCAGGGCCUGGCUGUCGCCCAGUACGGUGGCUCUUCCGUGAGCUGGUUCGACAUUUCCAGCCCAGCCGCCCUCACGGCGAUCAAGUCCGAGACUUUCAACAUGUCUGCACCGGGCCCGAACCCCUCGCGCCAGGACGCCCCACACCCCCACGAGGUGUUCCUCGAUCCCAAGGGCCAGUUCGUCCUGGUGCCGGACCUGGGCGCCGACCUCGUGCGCGUCUUUGCUGUUGACGGCGCCAACCUCGUCGCCGUUGACUCUCUCACGGCCGCCCCCGGCAGCGGACCUCGCCACGUCGAGUUCCUCGUCACUCCCGAGGGCAAGACGUACCUGUACCUUAUCAGCGAGCUUGCCAACUCCAUCACCGCCUACGACGUUACCUACCGCGAGAACAAGACGCUCGGGUUCACCGAGGUAUACUCGGGUUCUACCUUUGGCGAGGGUGCUAACGCACCUGCCGGAGCUAGCGGUGCCGAGAUUUGGAUUUCGCCCGAUGGCAAGUUCCUGACCGUCUCUUCGCGCAACGACUCGGCCUUCACCAUCGGUAACCCUGACGCCGGGAGCGGCGGCGUGCAAAUCCCCUCCGACUCUCUCAACAGCUUCAGCAUCGACGAGCAGACCGGCGCGCUCACGCUGCUGCAAACCUUUCCCGCGGGUGGCCGUAUACCCCGGCAGUUCUCUGUCAACAAGGCCGGCGACCUCGUCGCCGUCGGUUUACAAUCGGACAGCCGCGUCGUCAUCAUCAGCCGCAACGCCACUUCGGGCAAGCUGGUCGACAUCAUUGCGAGUAGCAAGGUCGAGGGCGAGGUCACAGCCGUCAUAUUUGGCGAAUGA
Messenger RNA from Colletotrichum graminicola M1.001, 1200 nucleotides. RefSeq lists its product as uncharacterized. Lineage: Eukaryota; Fungi; Ascomycota; Sordariomycetes; Glomerellales; Glomerellaceae. The transcript has 3 exons. Gene Ontology annotation, molecular function: protein binding; 6-phosphogluconolactonase activity. The record is from RefSeq and is a predicted model, not a curated record. The coding region runs from base 1 to 1200 and encodes 399 amino acids.